AUGCCUCCUCAAAAAAAAUUAAGAAAACAUUUGAAAAAGAUAUCAUCAAUAGGUGUUGCAAGUUGCAGAUUGAAAAAAAAAUAUAAUAAAGAUUUGCCUAAAUCUCAAGUUAUUGAAAUUUUGAAGUCUAUGAGCUCCAAUGAACUCCAUGAAAUCAUCCAUGAAAUUAGCUCUAAUGAAUUUCAAGAAAUUUUCCAUUCAAAUGGAUCCCAAGAAAUUAUUUGUGAAAUGAAUUCUGAUGAACUACAGGAAACAAUCCAUGAAAUUAAUUUUGAUGAACCUCAAGAAACCAUCCAUGAAAUUAACUCUAAUGAAUUUCAAGAAAUUAUCCAUUCAAAUUGUGAGAGUAGUGAUGAGAAUUUUGGAGAAGAAGCAGCAAAAGCAAUUUUAGGAGAAUAUUUAUAA
This is a messenger RNA of Entrophospora candida, 405 nucleotides long. Lineage: Eukaryota; Fungi; Glomeromycota; Glomeromycetes; Entrophosporales; Entrophosporaceae. The record is from the annotation of a GenBank genome assembly.